Messenger RNA from Phacochoerus africanus (Common warthog), 8082 nucleotides. It is a transcript of the gene ABCA2, whose product is annotated as ATP binding cassette subfamily A member 2. Gene Ontology annotation, molecular function: lipid carrier activity; ABC-type transporter activity; ATP binding. NCBI's taxonomy places the organism in Eukaryota, Metazoa, Chordata, Mammalia, Artiodactyla, Suidae. The record is from RefSeq and is a predicted model, not a curated record. The transcript has 49 exons. Bases 89 to 7402 code for a protein of 2437 amino acids. Gene Ontology annotation, cellular component: intracellular membrane-bounded organelle; membrane. Gene Ontology annotation, biological process: transmembrane transport; lipid transport.
GCGAUGCCGAGCGGCGCGGCGGGCGGCGGGCGGCGGGGCGCGCAGAGCAGCGGCCGCGGCGCGGAGGCGGCCGGAGCGCGGCCCCGCCAUGGGCUUCCUGCACCAGCUGCAGCUGCUGCUCUGGAAGAACGUGACGCUGAAGCGCCGGAGCCCGUGGGUCCUGGCCUUUGAGAUCUGCAUCCCUCUGGUGCUCUUCUUCAUCCUGCUGGGGCUUCGGCAGAAGAAGCCCACCAUCUCCGUGAAGGAAGUCUCCUUCUACACGGCUGCGCCCCUCACCUCCGCCGGCAUCCUGCCAGUCAUGCAGUCGCUGUGCCCUGACGGCCAGCGGGACGAGUUCGGCUUCCUGCAGUAUGCCAACUCCACGGUCACUCAGCUGCUGGAGCGCCUCAACCGCGUGGUGGGCGAAGGCAACCUGUUUGACCCGGCGAGGCCCAGCCUGGGCUCGGAGCUGGAGGCGCUGCGCCAGCACCUGGAGGCCCUCGGCUCGGGCCCGGACGCCUGGGAGGGCCACUCGGACAGACCUGCAGCAUCCUCCUUCUCUCUGAACUCGGGGGCCAGGGACCCGCGAGAGCUCUGGCGUUUCCUGACACAGAACCUGUCGCUGCCUGACAGUGCAGCCCAGGCGCUCCUGGCCGCCCAGGUGGACCUGCCCGAGGUCUAUCGCCUGCUUUUUGGCCCUUCACCUGCCCUGGAUGCCGGCGCAGGCCUGCCCAGGGAUCAGGGGCCCUGGAGCCGCUUGGGUAGCAAUCCCCUGUUCCGGACGGAGGAGCUGCUGUUGGCCCCUACCCUCCUGGAGCAGCUCACGUGCACGCCAGGCUCCAGGGAGCUGGGCCAGAUCCUCAGGGUGCCCCAGGGUCAGCAGAUAGCACUGCAGGGCUACCGGGACGCCGUCUGCAGAGGGCAGGCGGCAGCGCGUGCCCAGCGCUUUGCAGGGCUGGCUGCCGAACUCCGGAACCAACUGGAUGUGGCCAAGAUCACCCGGCAGCUGGGCCUGGAUGCUGCCAACGGCUCCGCCCCCCAGCCGCGGCCGCCACCCCCACAGCGGUUGCAGGCGCUCCUGGAGGACCUGCUGGACGCCCAGAAGGUUCUACAGGACGUGGAUGUUCUUUCGGCCCUGGCCCUGCUGCUGCCUCAGGGCGCCUGCGCCGGCCGGGCUCCUGGGCCCCCAGGCAGCGGCCCUGGCGGGGCGGCCAAUGGCACAGGGGCUGGAGGGGGCACAGGCUCCAACACCACGGCCGAAGAGGGUGCCCCAUCCGCUGCAGCCCCAGCCUCCUCGGACGCGCUGCAGGGCCAGUGCUCUGCCUUCGUGCAGCUCUGGGCCGGCCUGCAGCCCAUCCUGUGCGGCAACAACCGCACCAUCGAGCCGGAGGCGCUGCGGAGGGGCAACAUGAGCUCCCUGGGCUUCACGAGCAAGGAGCAGCGGAACCUGGGUCUGCUCGUGCACCUCAUGACCAGCAACCCCAAGAUCCUCUAUGCGCCAGCGGGCUCUGAGGCGGAUCGCGUCAUUCUCAAGGCCAAUGAGACCUUUGCGCUCGUAGGCAACGUGACGCACUACGCCCAGGUCUGGCUCAACAUCUCGGCGGAGAUCCGCGGCUACCUGGAGCAGGGCCGGCUGCAGCAACACCUGCACUGGCUGCAGCAGUAUGUGGCGGAGCUUCGGCUGCACCCCGAGGCCCUGAGCCUCUCGCCGGAGGAGCUGCCGCCGGCCCUGCGCCAGGACAACUUCUCACUGCCCAACGGCUCGGCCCUCCUGCAGCAGCUGGACACCAUCGACAACGCGGCCUGCGGCUGGAUCCAGUUCAUGUCCAAGGUGAGUGUGGACAUCUUCAAGGGUUUUCCCGACGAGGAGAGCAUCGUCAACUACACCCUCAACCAGGCCUACCAGGACAACGUCACCGUGUUCGCCAGCGUGAUCUUCCAGACCCGUAAGGACGGCUCCCUGCCGCCCCACGUGCACUACAAGAUCCGUCAGAACUCCAGCUUCACCGAGAAAACCAACGAGAUCCGCCGGGCCUAUUGGCGGCCGGGGCCCAACACCGGCGGCCGCUUCUACUUCCUGUACGGCUUCGUCUGGAUCCAGGACAUGAUGGAGCGGGCCAUCAUCGACACCUUCGUGGGCCACGACGUGGUGGAGCCGGGCAACUACGUGCAGAUGUUCCCCUACCCCUGCUACACGCGGGACGACUUCCUGUUUGUCAUCGAGCACAUGAUGCCGCUCUGCAUGGUGAUCUCCUGGGUCUACACCGUGGCCAUGACCAUCCAGCACAUUGUGGCCGAGAAGGAGCACCGGCUGAAGGAGGUGAUGAAGACGAUGGGCCUGAACAAUGCGGUGCACUGGGUGGCCUGGUUCAUCACCGGCUUCGUGCAGCUCUCCAUCUCCGUGACGGCCCUCACCGCCAUCCUCAAGUACGGCCAGGUCCUCAUGCACAGCCACGUGCUCAUCAUCUGGCUCUUCCUGGCCGUCUACGCCGUGGCCACCAUCAUGUUCUGCUUCCUGGUGUCCGUGCUGUACUCCAAGGCCAAGCUGGCCUCGGCCUGUGGCGGCAUCAUCUACUUCCUGAGCUAUGUGCCCUACAUGUACGUGGCCAUCCGCGAGGAGGUGGCCCACGAUAAGAUCACUGCCUUCGAGAAGUGCAUCGCGUCCCUGAUGUCCACGACAGCCUUCGGCCUGGGCUCCAAGUACUUCGCCCUGUACGAGGUGGCGGGCGUGGGCAUCCAGUGGCACACGUUCAGCCAGUCGCCCGUGGAAGGGGACGACUUCAACCUGCUCCUGGCCGUCACCAUGCUGGUCGUGGACGCAGCCGUCUACGGCGUGCUUACGUGGUACAUCGAGGCCGUGCACCCAGGCAUGUACGGGCUGCCCCGGCCCUGGUACUUCCCGCUGCAGAAGUCCUACUGGCUGGGCAGUGGGCGGACGGAGGCGUGGGAGUGGAGCUGGCCGUGGGCUCGCGCCCCCCGCCUCAGCGUCAUGGAGGAGGACCAGGCCUGUGCCAUGGAGAGCCGCCGCUUGGAGGAGACGCGGGGCAUGGAGGAGGAGCCCACCCACCUGCCGCUGGUGGUCUGCGUGGACAAGCUUACCAAGAUCUAUAAGAACGACAAGAAGCUGGCCUUGAACAAGCUGAGCCUGAACCUCUACGAGAACCAGGUGGUGUCCUUCCUGGGCCACAACGGGGCCGGCAAGACCACCACCAUGUCCAUCCUCACUGGCCUGUUCCCGCCGACGUCGGGCUCCGCCACCAUCUACGGGCACGACAUCCGCACGGAGAUGGAUGCCAUCCGCCAGAACCUGGGCAUGUGUCCCCAGCACAACGUGCUCUUUGACCGGCUCACGGUGGAGGAGCACCUCUGGUUCUACUCGCGGCUCAAGAGCGGGGCCCAGGAGGAGAUCCGCAAGGAGAUGGACAAGAUGAUCGAGGACCUGGAACUGUCCAACAAGAGGCACUCGCUGGUGCAGACGCUGUCGGGGGGCAUGAAACGCAAGCUGUCCGUGGCCAUCGCCUUCGUGGGCGGCUCCCGCGCCAUCAUCCUGGACGAGCCCACGGCCGGCGUGGACCCCUACGCGCGCCGCGCCAUUUGGGACCUCAUCCUGAAGUACAAGCAAGGCCGCACCAUCCUCCUGUCCACCCACCACAUGGACGAGGCUGACCUGCUGGGCGACCGCAUCGCCAUCAUCUCCCACGGGAAGCUCAAGUGCUGCGGCUCCCCGCUUUUUCUCAAGGGCGCCUACGGGGACGGCUACCGCCUCACGCUGGUCAAGCGGCCCGCCGAGCCCGGGGAGCCCCAAGAGCCAGGGCUGACGUCCAGCCCCCCAGCUCGGGCCCAGCUGAGCAGCUGCUCGGAGCCCCAGGUGUCCCAGUUCAUCCGCAAGCACGUGGCCUCCUGCCUGCUGGUCUCGGACACUAGCACGGAGCUCUCCUACGUGCUGCCCAGCGAGGCCGCCAAGAAGGGGGCCUUCGAGCGCCUCUUUCAGCACCUGGAGCGCAGUCUGGACGCUCUGCACCUGAGCAGCUUCGGGCUGAUGGACUCGACCCUGGAGGAGGUGUUCCUUAAGGUGUCGGAGGAGGACCCGUCGCUGGAGAACAGUGAGGCAGACGUGAAAGAGUCCAGGAAGGACGUGCUGCCCGGGGCCGAGGACUCCUUGCCGAGGGAGGCUCAUGCUGGCAACCUGGCCCGGUGCGCAGAGCUGACCCAGUCCCAGGCAUCGCUGCAGUCUGUGUCCUCCGUGGGCUCUGCCCGUGGUGACGAGGGAGCUGGCUACACGGACGUCUACGGCGACUAUCGGCCCCUCUUUGACAACUCGCAGGACCCCGACAAUGUCAGCUUGCAAGAGGCCGAGGCGGAAGCCCUCACGCAGGUCGGCCAGGGCAGCCGCAAGCUGGAGGGCUGGUGGCUGAAGAUGCGUCAGUUCCACGGGCUCUUGGUGAAGCGCUUCCACUGUGCCCGGCGCAACUCCAAGGCGCUGUCUUCUCAGAUCCUGCUCCCUGCUUUCUUUGUCUGCGUGGCUAUGACCGUGGCUCUCUCCGUCCCAGAGAUCGGUGACCUGCCCCCACUGGUCCUGUCACCCUCUCAGUACCACAACUACACCCAGCCCCGCGGCAAUUUCAUCCCUUAUGCCAAUGAGGAGCGCCGGGAGUACCGCUUGCGGCUGUCCCCCGACGCCAGCCCCCAGCAGCUGGUGAGCACAUUCCGGCUGCCAUCGGGCGUGGGCGCCACCUGCGUGCUCAAGUCUCCCGCCAAUGGCUCGCUGGGGCCCACGCUGAACCUGAGCAGCGGUGAGUCGCGCCUGCUGGCUGCGCGGUUCUUUGACGGCAUGUGCCUGGAGUCCUUCACGCAGGGGCUGCCGCUGUCCAACUUCGUGCCACCCCCACCCUCGCCCGCCCCGUCUGACUCUCCCAUGUCCCUGGACGAGGACCCGCUGCAGGCCUGGAACGCCUCCUUGCCGCCCACCUCCGGGCCAGAGAAUUGGACAUCGGCACCCUCCCUGCCGCGCCUGGUGCGGGAGCCCAUCCGCUGCACCUGCUCCGGCCAGGGCACUGGCUUCUCCUGCCCGGGCGGCGUGGGCGGGCACCCGCCCCAGAUGCGGGUGGUCACGGGCGACAUCCUGACCGACAUCACCGGCCACAACGUGUCCGAGUACUUGCUCUUCACCUCCGACCGCUUCCGGCUGCACCGGUACGGGGCCAUCACCUUCGGCAACGUCCUGAAGUCCAUCCCAGCCUCGUUUGGCGCCCGGGCCCCGGCCAUGGUGCGGAAGAUCGCGGUGCGCCGGGCCGCCCAGGUUCACUACAACAACAAGGGCUACCACAGCAUGCCCACCUACCUCAACAGCCUCAACAACGCCAUCCUGCGUGCCAACCUGCCCAAGAGCAAGGGCAACCCCGCGGCCUACGGCAUCACCGUCACCAACCACCCCAUGAACAAGACAAGUGCCAGCCUCUCCCUGGAUUACCUGCUGCAGGGCACGGACGUGGUCAUUGCCAUCUUCAUCAUCGUGGCCAUGUCCUUCGUGCCGGCCAGCUUCGUGGUCUUCCUGGUGGCCGAGAAGUCCACCAAGGCCAAGCACCUGCAGUUCGUCAGUGGCUGCAACCCCGUCAUCUACUGGCUGGCCAACUACGUGUGGGACAUGCUCAACUACCUGGUCCCGGCCACCUGCUGCGUCAUCAUCCUGUUCGUGUUUGACUUGCCGGCCUACACAUCACCCACCAACUUCCCCGCCGUGCUGUCCCUCUUCCUGCUCUACGGGUGGUCCAUCACCCCCAUCAUGUACCCGGCCUCCUUCUGGUUCGAGGUCCCCAGCUCGGCCUAUGUGUUUCUCAUCGUCAUCAACCUCUUCAUCGGCAUCACGGCCACCGUGGCCACCUUCCUGCUGCAGCUCUUUGAGCACGACAAGGACCUGAAGGUCGUCAACAGCUACCUGAAGAGCUGCUUCCUCAUCUUCCCCAACUACAACCUGGGCCACGGGCUGAUGGAGAUGGCCUACAACGAGUACAUCAACGAGUACUACGCCAAGAUCGGCCAGUUUGACAAGAUGAAGUCCCCGUUCGAGUGGGACAUUGUCACCAGGGGGCUGGUGGCCAUGACCGUCGAGGGCUUCGUGGGCUUCCUCCUCACCAUCAUGUGCCAGUACAACUUCCUGCGGCAGCCGCAGCGCCUGCCAGUGUCGACGAAGCCCGUGGAGGACGACGUGGACGUGGCCAGCGAGCGGCAGCGUGUGCUGCGGGGGGAUGCCGAUAACGACAUGGUCAAGAUCGAGAACUUGACCAAGGUGUACAAGUCGCGGAAGAUCGGCCGCAUCCUGGCCGUGGACCGUCUGUGCCUGGGCGUGCGCCCCGGCGAGUGCUUCGGCCUCCUGGGCGUCAACGGCGCAGGCAAGACCAGCACCUUCAAGAUGCUGACGGGCGACGAGAGCACGACGGGGGGCGAGGCCUUCGUCAACGGGCACAGCGUGCUCAAGGAGCUGCUUCAGGUGCAGCAGAGCCUCGGGUACUGCCCGCAGUUCGACGCCCUGUUUGACGAGCUCACGGCCCGGGAGCACCUGCAGCUGUACACGCGGCUGCGUGGUAUCCCCUGGAAGGACGAGGCCCGGGUGGUGAAGUGGGCCCUGGAGAAGCUGGAGCUGACCAAGUACGCCGACAAGCCCGCCGGGACCUACAGCGGGGGCAACAAGCGAAAGCUGUCGACAGCUAUUGCUCUCAUUGGGUACCCCGCCUUCAUCUUCCUGGACGAGCCCACCACGGGCAUGGACCCCAAGGCCCGGCGCUUCCUCUGGAACCUCAUCUUGGACCUCAUCAAGACCGGGCGCUCAGUGGUGCUGACAUCGCACAGCAUGGAGGAGUGUGAGGCGCUGUGCACGCGCCUGGCCAUCAUGGUGAACGGGCGCCUGCGCUGUCUGGGCAGCAUCCAGCACCUGAAGAACCGGUUCGGGGAUGGCUACAUGAUCACGGUGAGGACCAAGAGCAGCCAGAACGUGAAGGACGUGGUGCGGUUCUUCAACAGGAACUUCCCGGAGGCCGUGCUCAAGGAGCGGCACCACACGAAGGUGCAGUACCAGCUCAAGUCGGAGCACAUCUCGCUGGCGCAGGUGUUCAGCAAGAUGGAGCAGGUGGUGGGCGUGCUGGGCAUCGAGGACUACUCGGUCAGCCAGACCACCCUGGACAACGUGUUCGUGAACUUUGCCAAGAAACAGAGCGACAACCUGGAGCAGCAGGAGACAGAGCCGCCCUCGGCCCUGCAGUCCCCCCUGGGCCGCCUGCUCAGCCUGUUCCGGCCGCGGCCCACCCCCACCGAGCUGCGCGCGCUCGUGGCCGAUGAGCCCGAGGACCUGGACACGGAGGAUGAGGGUCUCAUCAGCUUCGAGGAAGAGCGGGCCCAGCUCUCCUUCAACACGGACACGCUGUGCUGAGCGCAGGAGCCGGAUCGAGGACAGGCCGUGGGAACGGAAGCCGGGCGGCGGCCGAGGUCCCACCCUGCGCCCCCAGUGCCCCCCUGCCAGGCCCUGGAGUGGGAGGUCCAGGACCAGGGGCUUAACGCCCCGCCAGCCCCCUCCCGCUCUCGGCCUCUGCGCCGCCCUCCCUCAUUGUGCCAAAGGCGGCCCGGCCCCGGGCUGCACGCACCCUCGCCCUGCUCUGCCUUAAAGCCUUGGGGUCUGGCCGGCCCCUCGCCUCUGCCCCUGCCCAGCUCUGCCACCACCCCUAGGUGCCGCCCAGCCCUCUCCGAACAGGGCCUGGCCUCCGGAACCGGUUCCCCUCUCACACAGAGUUUGGACGGUGGCGGCGCCGGCCCGGGGCUGAGGGGGGUGGGUUAGGGCCCCCCCAAGGCGCCUAUUUAUUUUGCUUGAGGAAGAGGCUCCCUCACCCUCUGCUUUCCCGCAGGGAGGCCGCCGUCGGGGGCGGGGAGGGGGCUGCCCCGAGGCUGCGGGCCGGGUAGCAGGACUGGAGAAGCUGGCCCCCCUGGCCAGACCCCCUCCCCACCCCUCCAGCUACGGUUGCCCUCCCGCCCAGCUUGGCCCCCUGCCCGACCGCCCGGGAGCCGGACCUGUACAGAGCGCACAGAUGUUUGUUUUCAAUAAAUAAACAAAAAGCC